GGUAUAUCGCAAGAUCAAGUGUUCGAGACAGGGACAGCUCUAGUCCAGGGCUUCACACCCAUCAAACAGAAUGUCUUCUCGCAUUCCAUGUCUACACCAGCAACCCAAAACAGUGCGCCGAGGCGAGUCAUCACUGCACAUAUCCAACAUCCCCUCCAUGAGCGUCCAGGACAUUUUAACUUCUAUGCUUGCCACGAUUUAAUUCACGACUCGCCGGAUAUCAAAGUCCAUUUGCUCGGCAGCAAUUACAAGGCUUCACCACGCAUCCGAAAAAAAGUCCCAUGCGACGAGCGCAAGCUGUGGAAUCACCGCGAGCUCGAAGCCAGAAGGGGUAUACUGCGGACAAGGCAUGAGAGGCGGCAAAAAUUGCUGAUGAAAGAUAUCGGCACGAUUUAUGGAAGACGUAAUGUUUCUGACAGGUUGACCAGGGAGAUGCGGUGCCCACGGAACCAACACAGUCCUGGAGGGUUUCACGACGCAAGAGAGCGUUGA
This is a messenger RNA of Penicillium pulvis, 492 nucleotides long. Its product is annotated as Oil body-associated protein 1B. The transcript is spliced from 3 exons. Lineage: Eukaryota; Fungi; Ascomycota; Eurotiomycetes; Eurotiales; Aspergillaceae. The annotation marks the transcript as partial. The record is from RefSeq and is a predicted model, not a curated record.